AUGUGCAAUUAUGCGACGGAACUUUUGAAAACAUACUGGCGUAAAAGAGGCGGUAAACCAAUUGCAAAUUCUUCAUCGUCUACUAAAUAUAAAGACUGCACGUCAUCCUUUCCUUCUAAACCUUCUGUUAAUAAGAAAUCAAAUGGACAAGUUAAAAGUAGCUCAUUAUCCGUCAAGAAACCUUCAUUAUCAUAUCGCAAGACCUCUCAUAAAUCUCACACGAAUGGAAUCACUAAUAUUGCUUCACCCGAAUCAGCUUCGAAAUCUCAUAAUCAUUCUCUUGUCAAAUACAGAAAAGAAAACGCGCAGAAAUUCAAUUAUAGUAGAAGAAAUGAUUUAAAUUUCGAGAAAGAGACCUCGUCUAAAUUAUCUCGACUUGGAGAGUUCAACAAAUAUAAUCCUUCUUCCACGAUCGAGGUUAAUAAAAGUGAGAAUCACGUUUCUUCUAAGAUCAAGAGCAGAAUUACACCCAAUCUUGACGAUGAGGAAAGUGAUGAGUCAUUUAGCGAUGCAACAUAUCAAGAUACCAUGGAAAUAGACGAAGUGAACGAAGAUGAACCAUUUGUGGCACAGCAAAACGAGCAAGAUUCUAACGAAAAACCGAGAAUCGAGUUUCCAAAGGCUAAACUCGGGCCAAGAAAACCAAAAAGUUAUAGUCUUAUUAAUGAAAAAGAAAAUAGUAAUACGAAAAGUCUUGAUGAAAAUUGGGAUCCUUAUAUUGAAGAAGUUGUUGCUAUUGAACCACAUGAUCAAAAUCCCAAUGUGCUUUGGAUUUAUAUUUCUUGGCGAAGUGGAUACAUAUCGGUUCAUCUUAAUACGGAAGUUAAUAAAUUAUGUCCAUUGAGUGAAAAAGGACCCAUAUCAAUUGCUACAUAUAUGAAACAAGUAUUAACAAAUCCAAACAGUGGAUAUUAUAUGAAAGGUGAUGUAUUUGGUGUAAAAGGUGAUUUUAUUACUUCGCCCGAAGUUAGUCAAAUGUUUGGAAAAUCACAAAAAUCACAAAUAAUUGAAUUAGGACCAGGGAGAGGGACAUUAAUGGAUGAUAUGCUUCGUGCAAUGUCAAAUUUUCCAAAUUUUUAUAAUACAAUAAAUGGAGUACAUUUAAUUGAAAUUAGCCCUGAAUUAAGAAAAUUACAAUUAAAAAAACUCUGCGAAAAUCAGAUUGAGGGUGUGCCAGAAAUGGUUAACCGUGAUAAUGAUGGAAUGAAAUUUUAUUGGCAUAAUAAAAUUGAGGAUAUUCCGGCUGAAUGUUCCUUUAUUGUUGCUCAUGAAUUUUUUGAUGCUUUGCCUAUUCAUAGAUUCGAGCUUACAGAUAAGGGAUGGAGAGAAUAUAUGGUCGAUAUAGAUACUUCGGUAGACAGUUCUUAUCAUUUUCGUUUAAUCCUCUCACCACAGCCUACAAAAGAAUCUAUAACAUUAACAUCAUCAUCACAAUACGCGAAAUUUAAUAUUGGAGAUCGUAUAGAGGUAUCACCAGAUUCUUGUAAUAUGACACAAAAAAUUUCAAAUCAAAUUUCAAAAUUUGGUGGUGCUGCUUUAAUCAUUGAUUAUGGUCAAGAUUAUGUGCAAAGUGAUACAUUAAGAGCUAUUAAAGAUCAUAAAUUUGUUCAUUCAUUAAGUUUACCGGGAUAUGCUGAUUUAAGCGUUGAUGUAAAUUUUUUUUACUUAAAGGAAUCAAUUCAAGGACAAGUUAAUACAUUUGGUCCAGUAACACAAUCAAAAUUCUUACAUUCGAUGGGAAUAACAACUAGAUUAUCAAUGCUACUUAAUCAAACGACUUCAAUUGAACAACACAAAGCGUUAUUCAAUUCUUAUAAGAGAUUGGUAGAUCCUUUAGCCAUGGGAAGAAUUUACAAAUCGAUUAACUUUUCUAAUUUUAAUUUUCCAACUUAA
This is a messenger RNA of Funneliformis mosseae, 1893 nucleotides long. The record is from the annotation of a GenBank genome assembly. NCBI's taxonomy places the organism in Eukaryota, Fungi, Glomeromycota, Glomeromycetes, Glomerales, Glomeraceae.